AUGUCGGACGAGUUGAUAUCGCUGAUCACCAAACAAUUGAUCUUUCAACAUAGUUUUCCUACGAAUUUCAAUUUUGCUCAAGAGUCUGGCUCAACGAUACCUCCCGCAUCACCACCUGCAGCGAGUAUUCCACACAACAAAUUGGUCUGCAGAAACAAUUCAGAGUUGUUCUUUGCUCAGGAAAACCUUGUUAGAUGCUGCACAAUCAACCCAAUAACAUCAAACUACAAGUUAUUGAAAACCCCUAAUGCCAAUUUUGAAGUUGUUUUUUUGGAGAUUAAUGAAUCAGGCACGUUUUUGGCAAUUGUCGGUGAUCAAAUAAUCGAUGUUGUUUCAUUGCCACCAGUGUUGAACACAAAGCAAAAGUCGAUAUAUAUUGAAGAAAGACACUAUAGAAUUACCGAUGUGGGUAAGAUUAAGAAGGUGCUUUGGCAGUCCGUUGUUGCCAAUGAUUCGAUGUUGGUGAUUCUCAAUGAAAAUUCAGAAGUGUUUGGGUUUGACUUGAAAAAGUCAGUCAAGGUCCCAUCAGUUAAGAUUUCUUUUUGUGAAAAGAUCAACUCUAUUGCUUUUGGAUCACGCAGCAAGAUCAAUGAUGCAUUGAAAUUAUAUGCAUCAACUGAUGAUCAAAUCUUAAGCGUUGAUUUUUACAACAGCUCAACAAGGAUUGCAGUUUCAGAAUCAGCUAUAAAUGUUGCAAUCGAUGAUUCACAAAAUACUAUUGAAACUAUCAAGGAAAAGUUCCCCGGACAGUCGGUGCUACUCACCCUGGCGAAAACUCAAUUAAAAGUGUAUGAGUCAUUGCAUCACCAACUUCUGAACAACUUACGUGAAAUGAGAGGUUUAUACACUGAUGAUCCAUAUGAGUUGUUUAUUGUCGAACCAAAAUUGACAACAGCAGAUUAUAACCCUAGAGUAGUGGCACAAAUUGGCGCAGAUGAUUUGGUGUCCUUUGGAGAUAAUGAACAUAUUGGUUUACUUGCAUCGAUCAAGGGCGAUACGAUUUCAUAUUUUCUAAAUAUCCUUGGAAGUGGAUUGGUCAAAUAUGAGGAGCCAAAACAAGUUGGCUAUGCCAAACCGAAGAAAGGUUUUGGAUUUGUUGACUCGAUCGAUGAGGCCAAUGCUGAAAAGAUCUUUUGGGAGCAAGACCUAAACUCAUUGGAGUUUCUACAAUCGGAGAAACUACCUUUCGAUGGAAAAGGAUACUUGAAGAACUUGAAUGGGUGUGAUGAUAAAUUUGUCGCUGCAAUUGACGGAAGCUUGGUGGUUGUCCGUUGCCAAUGGGUUCGUGAGCUUUUGGCAGAUUUGGAAAACGAUAGCAUCGACAGCUUGGAUAAGAUUAAACCCACCUACAAUCUUCUCUCUUCUGGAAAGGAUCUUCAAGGAUUUGCAAUUGUUGCAAAAUUUGAUCUGGAGGUGGGAGUCAUUGUGCGUGAUAAUUUGGAGAUUGUAACAAUUAAUGCUGAUGAAGUGCUCGAGCUGGAGGGAGUUGUGGAGCAGUUGAAAAUUGAUGAAAAACCGUUUGUACCAUCGCUUGCUAUUUCAGCGGAGCCAUUUGCUGAAAUUGAAUCCAGCCUCAAAACAUUGCAAAAUUCAUAUUCCUUGAAAAAUGAUCCCAAUGUGAAGCUCGAACCAACGAUUGAAGUGCUUGAAAAGUUGAAUAAAGAUUCACUAGCAACUAAUCAAGCUGUGUUUGGGUAUUCUGUAUUUGCCAUCAAGUUACAAUCAAGGACUUUGGCUCAAUUAAAAUCUUUAAAAUUGCAAGUCGAGACAUUGAAGAACUUGACCGACAAUACCCCUUACAAUGAUGAGAUUGAUGAUAGAAUUGGCAAGUUUUCGCAGAAACAAGAAGAGCUCGAUACCCGAAUGAAGCAUAUUCAAUCAAAGAUCAAUGAUCAAAUGUACAAAGGCAAGAAUGUUCCGCUCUCAAAGGAAGAAAAACAGUACUUUGAAGAAAUCAAUGCCUGGAACAAAACUACGCUUGAAUUGAUUGAUCAGUUAAAGGUUAUCAGUGAGGAAGUGGAGGAAUGUAAGGAAUUGAAACCAACUGUCGAAGGAGAAUAUGACGAAAAGGUUGUUUUAGAGAAUUUGCAACUACAACAAAGAAUGAAGAAGUUAAUUACAUGGUUGAAAUUUCAAGGCUCAGAGAUACAUGAUUUAAUAGAACGGGUCAGUAUCAAAACUUAG
Molecule: messenger RNA, 2184 nt
Organism: Lodderomyces parapsilosis
Lineage: Eukaryota; Fungi; Ascomycota; Pichiomycetes; Serinales; Debaryomycetaceae
Gene: NUP82
Product: linker nucleoporin
Exons: 1
Coding region: 1-2184 (727 amino acids)
Biological process (GO): protein import into nucleus; mRNA export from nucleus; ribosomal large subunit export from nucleus
Cellular component (GO): nuclear pore
Molecular function (GO): structural constituent of nuclear pore
Source: RefSeq, a predicted model, not a curated record